Saccostrea cuccullata (small rock oyster) is the source of this 1142-nucleotide messenger RNA. RefSeq lists its product as uncharacterized. Lineage: Eukaryota; Metazoa; Mollusca; Bivalvia; Ostreida; Ostreidae. The record is from RefSeq and is a predicted model, not a curated record. The transcript has 3 exons. The coding region runs from base 99 to 671 and encodes 190 amino acids.
ACAAUACCUUUAUAAAUCUUCUCACAGGAUCAUAAUCACAUUGAUGUAUUAAACCGGCUAGUUUUUACAAUACCUUAAUAUCUCUGAACAAAAUUAAAAUGGAACGAAAAUCCUCAAUAGACAGAAUAACACAAGCAUUGUCCAUGCUUAAAUCUGAUUUGAUGGAGAUGCGGAGUCAAGACGUAAAACUGAUGAGACAGUUGAUUUCUAUAAACACCGCCAUCAGCAACAUAACGAACAAGAGAGACAGGAACCCGGUCAUGAGGAGUGCGAGCUUUGGUUCCAUGAAGCGCCCUAACCUGGACAGAGUCCACAGUAAGAGAAGCACUGACAUUGUCUGUAACCUAAAGAACCCCCUGGUCAGACACAGAAGUGCCCCUCUAGUGGGGGAACUAAGGAGGAGUGAAGCCUUUGACCACGGCUUUGAUGAUUCUCUGGAGGAAUUGAGCGGGUCACCCUUUGAGUCUGAGAGUGAUCUGGAAUCUCUGUCUGGGUCCUCUACCUCUUUGUCGCCGGAAGUGAGCAGAAGCUGUCACCUGUCCUACAUGAGGCCUCUCCCGGAAGAGGACGACGUAGACGAGAAGAAAUAUCACGGGAUUCUCAUGAAGAACAUCAAGCUGUGGAAGUACUCACAAGAGUCUAUAAAUAGCUCCUACUCAACAGGCUCAUGACAGUGAUCGACAAAAGACAUUCUGGGGUGUCCUAUGGAUUUACAAACACUGCCUUCCCUAGUGGUGCAUGAUAUAUUUUGCGGUUAUUUUAUAUUUUUAAACGUUUUUCCCAAGAGUAUAUUGCACAUCACUGCCAUUGCAUGAAAAGUCUACUGAAACCAUUGAUAUAAAAAGGGGUUUCUAUUCGAAGCAAGAAAGGACUGUUACAGGAUAGUGUUUAUGUAGCUAUGCAAGACUCAUUUGCAUCCAUUUUAAUUUGUAUUCCAGAAGUGACGAGUUUGUCUUCUUAAUGGAUUAUGACGCACAUAUUUCCAUUUGAUUUUUAAAGUCCAACGUAUAUAAUUAAUAACAACUAUAUAUAUUUGCAUUUUAGAUGAUGGUGCUUAUAUUUAUUCAUUUUUUAAUACUUUACAUUUGUUGAAAUUUACCUUUCUUGUUAUGAGUUUAAAAUAAAAUCCUUUAAAAUCUAAA